Messenger RNA from Syngnathoides biaculeatus (alligator pipefish), 2904 nucleotides. It is a transcript of the gene slc20a2, whose product is annotated as solute carrier family 20 member 2. Gene Ontology annotation, cellular component: membrane. The record is from RefSeq and is a predicted model, not a curated record. Bases 803 to 2839 code for a protein of 678 amino acids. Gene Ontology annotation, biological process: phosphate ion transmembrane transport. Lineage: Eukaryota; Metazoa; Chordata; Actinopteri; Syngnathiformes; Syngnathidae. Gene Ontology annotation, molecular function: phosphate transmembrane transporter activity. The transcript is spliced from 12 exons.
GGCCGGUUGGGCUGGUUAUGUAACACGUGAAGCUCCCGUGCACAUGGCUGCUACUACAAUGGAUGCACGCCACAUUCAGCACUAUUAAACGUCAUCAUCAUUAUUAGUUAAGAUCGUUAUCGACCAUCUGGGCGACAGUGCUACUUGCGGCAUAUGCAGUACUACAAAUGAACAGCUGUGAUUUUUUUUUUACCACCACUGAAUCCAAUUCAACUCACCACUCUGUCAUCCCGAGUGCUCGCCUCGAACGCCCAGACGAGAGAGAGUCGAACCGCACAGACAGAAGACGUACGCGGCGUUGGCAACAUGGUGCCGUGAGAGAGGCUCCGAGCGAAGGAAAGGGGCAAACACAUAUCAGUCACCCGAGACAGGAGUGCGACGGUGGGGUGGAGGGGGGCGACCGAUCGACAUAGGCCAACCGCUGGAAUCUGUGACAUUUUUUUCCCCCCACCACCGGAACCUCUGUUAGGGGAACGUACGGACGGCGAGGGAGGCGAGGCGCGACGUCAUAUUUACUCCGCUUCGAGGUCUUGUCCUAUUUUGGUUGGUGAGGGAACGUGCGGCCAAGCUGUCUCACAUUAAAAUAUGGAAUGCUCUCUGCACCCACCAUCACUAGUCUCUAAUCUUCGGACUCAACUCCAAAAGCGUAGUUAACAGCUGUGCUCCACCCCUCCAGCUCUUUCUGACCAGGGGACGAAGAAAAGGAGCGGGCCUAGCAACGCCUCAAGCCCCAAGCAGUUCUUUCCCUUUUUAGAGUAUUUAAGAUUUGAUUCUACUGCUUGUGGAUUGAACGCACCUCAAGAUGGAUCUGGAUUCGUAUCUGUGGAUGGUGAUUUUUGGCUUCAUCAUUGCCUUCAUCUUGGCCUUUUCGGUUGGCGCCAACGACGUGGCCAACUCGUUUGGCACGGCAGUGGGCUCCGGCGUGGUCACGCUGAAGCAGGCCUGCAUCCUGGCGUCCAUCUUUGAGACGCUGGGCUCGAUGCUGCUGGGGGCGAAAGUGGGCGAGACCAUCCGCAAAGGCAUCAUCGACGUCAACUUGUACAACGACACCGUGCCCGUGCUUAUGGCGGGCGAGGUCAGCGCUAUGGUCGGCUCGGCAGUGUGGCAGCUCAUCGCCUCCUUCCUCAAACUGCCCAUUUCCGGAACCCACUGCAUCGUGGGCGCCACUAUCGGCUUCUCCAUGAUCGCCAUUGGCACGAAGGGCGUCCAGUGGAUGCAGCUGGUUAAGAUCGUGUCGUCGUGGUUCAUCUCCCCCUUGCUAUCUGGACUCAUGUCUGGCGUCCUCUUCCUUCUCAUCAGGAAUACCAUUCUCAACAAGGAAGAUUCUGUUCCCAAUGGCCUGCGAGCACUGCCGCUCUUCUACGCCACAACCAUUGGAAUUAACACCUUCUCCAUCAUGUACACUGGCGCUCCACUGCUGGGGUUAGAGAUGCUGCCGGUGUGGGCCAUCUUUCUCAUCACCUUGGCCGGAUCGCUGGUGUGCGCAGCUGUAGUCUGGAUCUUCGUCUGCCCUUGGAUGAAAAGGAAAAUAGCAAGCCGACUAAAGAAGGAGCAGGCUUUGUCCAGGAUCUCCGACGAGAGCCUGGACAAGAUCCCCGAGGAGGAGGAGGAGAGCCCCGUCUUUAAAGAGCUGCCUGGGGCCAAGGGCACAGAUGAGGCCGUGCUGCCGCUAACUGGGGGCAGCAGCGAGAGGAACGCGCGCACGUCCAACAGUGAACUCACCAAUCUGACCAACGGCGGCACCGUCAUGCCAAACGGACGAGUUUAUGCCCGCACGCAUUCGAUGACCAACGGCUGCCUCAAGUCGCCCGUCUCUAACGGCAGCUUUAGCUUCGACGGUCACAUGCGCAGCGACGGCCAGGUGUACCACACGGUGCACAAGGACUCGGGCCUGUAUAAAGACCUGCUGCACAAAAUCCACCUGGGCCGAAUGGACGACAACGAGCGCCCCGGCGCCGGCCCGCCCGACAACAACUACCGAUUGCUGCGUCGCAACAACAGCUACACCUGCUACACGGCGGCCAUCUGCGGAAUGCCCGUGCAGCCUCUAAUGCGCACGGAGUCUCGCGACGACAGCGAGAAGCUGGUCGGGGAGGGCGGCGGCGGGCGCAGCAACAGCGUGUCCUACUCCAAGAAGCGCAUACGCUACGACAGCUACUCGUCCUACUGCAACGCCGUGGCCGAGGCGGAGAUCGAGGCGGAGGAGGGCGGCGUGGAGAUGAAACUGGCUACCGAGCUUGAGGGGGUCGAGGAAGAAGGGGGGUCCGCACCGGUGCCUCUGGACGACAUGGCUGAGGAGGAUCACGAGGAGAAGGAUAAGUCGGAGGUGUUUCUGCUUUUCCACUUCCUGCAGAUUCUCACCGCCUGUUUUGGCUCCUUCGCUCAUGGAGGCAACGACGUCAGUAAUGCCAUCGGACCUUUGGUAGCGCUGUGGAUGAUCUACGACCAGGGUGGUGUGAUGCAGGACGCCGCAACUCCCAUCUGGCUGCUGUUUUACGGCGGCGUGGGCAUCUGCGCCGGCUUGUGGGUGUGGGGCCGCCGGGUCAUCCAGACCAUGGGGAAGGACUUGACUCCCAUCACACCCUCAAGUGGAUUCACUAUUGAACUGGCGUCCGCACUCACAGUCGUGUUGGCUUCCAAUAUCGGAAUCCCUGUCAGUACCACACACUGCAAGGUCGGCUCGGUGGUGGCCGUGGGCUGGAUCCGCUCCAGGAAGGCGGUGGACUGGCGCCUCUUCAGGAACAUCUUCCUGGCGUGGUUCGUCACCGUGCCCGUGGCCGGCCUGUUCAGCGCCGCCGUCAUGGCCGUGUUCGUGUACGGCAUCCUCCCCUACGUGUGAGGGAGGGGCCAGCGUGGACGACCCGAGGGUCCGACGGGAAGGCCGGAGAGUCGCUCGCUCGCUUG